GGGAGCGGAGCCGGCGAUUGGCGCGGCCCUGGCCCCGGCCCCGCGGGACGGCGCUGCCCGACAUGGGGGAAGGGGAGACCGACACGCCGCCGGCGGCAAAGAAGGGGGCGGACGAGGAGGAAGAUGAUUUCGGCUACCGGCUCUUCCCGGACCGGAAUAAGAAGCCGCAGAGCUUCCUGGUCCGCAGCCUCUUCACCUUCCACAAUAAGUGCCAGCUGAUGCUGAGGCUGACCCUGGAAACGAAUCCAUAUGCUCGACUUCUUCUUGAGGCCUUGAAGCAAUCUGGUUGCACUGUCUUCAAUGACCGGCACUUUUCUUGUGAAAACUGUGAUGGCUGUGUCAGUGGAGGUUUUGAUGCUGCCACAUCGCAGAUUGUUCUGUGUCAGAACAACAUUCGCCAACAAUCCCAUAUGAACCGAGUGGUCACACAUGAAUUGAUUCAUGCGUUUGAUCACUGCCGUGCACAUGUUGACUGGUUUAAAAAUGUCAAACACUUAGCAUGUUCAGAGAUUCGAGCUGCUAAUCUCAGUGGAGACUGUACUUUGAUGAAUGAAAUAGCCAGGUUUAAAUUUGGAUUGAAAGGGCACCAUCAGACUUGUGUACGAGACAGAGCAAUCCGUUCCAUUCUGGCUGUUAGAAAAGUUAGCAAAGAAACAGCAGAAAAAGCUGUGGAUGAAGUUUUUGAUGCCUGCUUCAAUGAUCUGGAACCUUUUGGAAGAAUCCCACACAGCAAGGCAGAUGCAAGGCGUGCUUACAGAGACUUUCAGAACAGAGAUCGCUAUACUGCUAAUUUGUAAGGGGUGGGGGGGAAAGCCAUGUGAGAAAUUACAUUAAUACCGGAUUGUUCAGUAACAUCUGGAGUUAUAGUCUAAGCCCACAGUGCUGAUGGAAAGGCCAAAUCUAUCAAAUGUAUCAAUUAAUUUUUUACAUGUUUUUCCAUGAACCAACUUCUGUGGAAGUAAAUGUGGUAGAUGGACAAGACUAAAAACUGUGUUCCCUCACCUGUUAUUUUGGAAAGAUAAUGACUUGUCAAAUACAAUUCAGUGUGCUUUUAAUUUUUUCACUCUGACUGACUAGGACUUGGUUUCUGAAAAUUUUAUUGUCACUGAAUAAAUCUUUUCAUAAAAUCUUUA
This is a messenger RNA of Hirundo rustica (Barn swallow), 1133 nucleotides long. RefSeq names its product ATP23 metallopeptidase and ATP synthase assembly factor homolog (gene ATP23). The coding region runs from base 63 to 797 and encodes 244 amino acids. Gene Ontology annotation, biological process: mitochondrial protein processing; mitochondrial proton-transporting ATP synthase complex assembly. Lineage: Eukaryota; Metazoa; Chordata; Aves; Passeriformes; Hirundinidae. Gene Ontology annotation, molecular function: metalloendopeptidase activity. The record is from RefSeq and is a predicted model, not a curated record. The transcript is spliced from 6 exons. Gene Ontology annotation, cellular component: extrinsic component of mitochondrial inner membrane.